CUCAGACUGGUGAUGAAUGAAAAACAUAAUACUUGGAAACUGGAGUUGCUCACCUUGGCUCUAGUUUUCAUCUUACCUGUAGCUCAGGAGCAGAGCAGCCCAUACUGCGCCCUUCCAAGUGCUGUGUCGGCAACUUGUCAGUUGUUGCCAGCCACAGCUACGCUUCAUAGAAUGAAUUAGAUUGCAGCUCCAUGGAAACAAUAAUCCCAGCAUGCAAUGUUCGAUCUCAGAGGCUCUGCUGCAUCACAUGCUGAGAUCUUUCUGCUCCUCCUUACUACUGGUAAUGUUUGUCAUGUUGUUGAAGUAGAACUAGGUGUAUACUGGCUACCCCUGCUCUGUGGGAGGAGCUGGGGAUUGGCUGCAAUGCCAAACUGAUGGAUGCUGGGCCACUCUUCUAACUGCUGCUCAUUGCUGAAGGUUCUCAUGCAGGGCCACAAUGUCAGAUAUCAUGGUGAAUUUGAAGUCCUUUCAGUCUGAGCGUGCGGUGGAAGAACGCAAACAGCCCUUGCUGUGUUUGAGAAGCCGCUGCAAGGGGCUGAUAGUGAAUGCAUGUGCCCAUGCUGUCUUCUUCUGCAAGCUGCUCCAUGCCCUCAGAAAAAGGGCAGCUACUGGCAAACUUCCCCUUACCAACAGACCUCAGUUCUCCCCUGGUGGAAAUCAGAGGAGUGAGAGAAGAGUUCAGCCUCAGUGACCCAUUUGGUCUUUGGCUAAGAUUGUCAACAAGAAGCCAGCAGAAAGAGAGGGGGAAGGUUUCACUGAUUUCCUCCAAGGAAUCUAUGGGCAGUGAAGGCCUGAAGGUUGGAAUUAUUGGUGGAGGCCACAUUGGGAAGCAGCUGGCCAGGGCACUACUGGAGCUGAGUGGCAUUUCGUCUCAGAAUAUCCACAUCUCCACCAGGAGGCCAGAGACUUUGUCAGAGUUCCAGCAGCUGGGAGUCGAAUGUUUUUAUGACAAUGGCCAGCUUGUGGCCUGGGCAGACAUUGUGUUUCUUUGUUGCCUCCCAUCUCAUCUACAGCAAAUCUGCUCAGGAAUUCAUUCUGCACUCCGGGAACCCUGCAUCGUGUACAGUCUGGUCACUGCUGUCCCGCUGCCCAGGUUGAAGCAGCUCCUUUCCUACAGUGCCAUCCUGAGGCCACAAUACCAGUGCACUAGCAGAAACUUAAGGAACAUGUGGGGGACAAAUGGGACAAUCACAGCUGCACUCCAAGACCCUAUUGUUAUACAGGCUACCUGUCCCUGUGGUCCCAAAGAGAGAAUUGCUGUGACUGGCAAGUGGUUGGAGGCCAUUUUCUAUGCAGCCCUGAACAGCUGCAUGUGGCGGCGCCUGCCCCACCAGCGCACACUGAAGUUACUGAAUGACAUAUGUUUCCCCGAGCACUGCCCCAUCUGUGCAGAGCAGAAGACCUCCUGCCCACGGUUUGUGUGUGGGAACUUUGUCAACCAAACUUUUGUCUCCUCCCUGACUCAAGAGGACACCUUCCCCUGGUUUGACCUGACAACUGUACAAAUGAAGGAGUCUCCCUUCAGUCAGCUUCUAGCAAGGAGUGUGCUUCUCCAGAACCAUCUUACUUUGUUUUACUGUACCUCCUUUGGAGUUUUGCUUGCAAAGAGUGGAGGGAGCCAGCAGAAUUUCUUCUCUUCCUGCCACAGCAGAUCCCCGUAUGGUGCUGGGUCAUGA
Molecule: messenger RNA, 1676 nt
Organism: Chelonia mydas (Green sea turtle)
Lineage: Eukaryota; Metazoa; Chordata; Testudines; Cheloniidae
Gene: NOXRED1
Product: NADP dependent oxidoreductase domain containing 1
Biological process (GO): L-proline biosynthetic process
Molecular function (GO): pyrroline-5-carboxylate reductase activity
Source: RefSeq, a predicted model, not a curated record